AUGGGGGAUCGAGGCCAAGCCCCUAGUCCCCGGUCCCCCCAUGGCAGCCCCCCAGCUCUAAGCACCCUCACUCUCCUGCUGCUCCUCUGUGGACAGGCUCACUCCCAGUGCAAGAUCCUCCGCUGCAAUGCCGAGUACGUCUCGUCCACUCUGAGCCUUCGGGAAGGGGGCUCAUCGGGCUCGCCGCGUGGAGGCGGCCGUGGUGGGCUGGCCUCGGGUGGCUUGUGUCGCGCCCUGCGCUCCUAUGCGCUCUGCACUCGGCGCACGGCCCGCACCUGCCGCGGGGACCUCGCCUUCCACUCGGCGGUGCACGGCAUCGAGGACCUCAUGAUCCAGCACAACUGCUCCCGCCAGGGCCCCACGGCCCCGCCCCCGGCCCGGGGCCCCGCCCUUCCCGGAGCUGGCCCCGCCCCCCCGGCCCCGGACCCCUGCGACUACGAGGCCCGGUUUUCCCGGCUGCACGGACGGGCCCCGGGCUUCCUGCAUUGCGCCUCCUUCGGGGACCCCCACGUGCGCAGCUUCCACCACCACUUUCACACAUGCCGUGUCCAAGGAGCCUGGCCCCUGCUGGAUAACGACUUCCUUUUUGUCCAGGCCACCAGCUCCCCCGUGGCAUCGGGGGCCAACGCUACCACCACCCGGAAGAUCACCGUCAUAUUUAAGAACAUGCAGGAAUGCAUUGACCAGAAGGUCUACCAGGCCGAGGUGGACAAUCUUCCUGCGGCCUUUGAAGACGGCUCUGUCAACGGAGGCGACAGACCCGGGGGCUCGAGUCUGUCCGUUCGGACUGCUAACCCCGGGAGCCAUGUGGAGAUCCGAGCCGCCUACAUUGGGACGACUAUAAUCAUUCGACAGACAGCUGGACAGCUCUCCUUCUCCAUCAGGGUCGCCGAGGACGUGGCGCGGGCCUUCUCCGCUGAGCAGGACCUACAGCUGUGUGUCGGGGGAUGCCCGCCGAGUCAGCGACUCUCUCGCUCGGAGCGCAACCGGCGCGGGGCUAUAGCCGUAGACACUGCCAGAAGGCUGUGUAAGGAGGGCCUUCCCGUUGAAGACGCCUACUUCCAAUCCUGCGUCUUUGAUGUUUCAGUCUCUGGUGACCCCAACUUUACUGUGGCAGCCCAGACAGCUCUGGAUGAUGCCCGAGUCUUCUUGCCGGAUUUAGAGAAAUUACAUCUUUUCCCCUCAGAUGCGGGGCCUCCUCUCUCCCCAGCCACCUUCCUACUGCCGUUUCUUUCAGGCCCCUUUGUUCUGUGGCUUGGCAUUCAGUAAGUAGGCCAGCAGCCCCGUGACUAGCUUGGAAAUGAUCUGAGGGUGGAGGUUGGUGUGAGAAGACACAAAGAUGUGCGGAAGGAAAUUAGUGGGGACGGGGAGAUACAGGAGACAGUGACAGCCCCCUGGAGUCAGAUGAGGCUGUAAUCCAGGGCUGAAAUGAUCCUAGAACAAGGAUUCUGGGCCAGGGUUUUGCAUUCCAGGCCUUGGUAGGGGGUCUUCACCAUGAAUUUCCCGGUCCCGUCUGUAGUAAGCUGAUUAUUCCACUCCACAUACACCUGGUGUCACUCCUGCAAGCCUAGAGACUGUAGAGUGCUAAUGGCCAGCAAAACAUUGAAGGGCUGAGCGCUCUUAAAGGUGAGAGCUAAGAAAAGGAAGACGUGAUUAUCUAUAAGAAAGUGGAAAGAGGAGAAAAUAAUUAGGGGAAGUUUUUGGGUUCAGAAAUGAAGCAGGCAUUGUCUAGCUCUCAGACAAGGGAAGUCAGCUUUUGGAGACUAGUGCCAAUACAGAAACUGGCAUCCCCACCCCUUACUAAUCCAUUAUUAAAGCUCUAAAUUCCCCACACUGUCCUCUGUCACCUGUGUUGAAUCCCCUUACAGAUGUGUGACAUGGAAUUGAGACAAUGUGUUCACUUCCACUGAAAGAAGUCUCAGAGUUCUCAGCCAUUGGAUCUGCCCUUUUGGAGUUCACAGGUUAUUAUGAGACAAAACUGAUUCACAGGAGGGAAUCAUGAGUAGUAGUAUUAUUUAUUAUUAUCAUCAUUUGUUUUUUUUAUUUUCCAUGGAGCCUCAUGUAGCCCAGGCUGGCCUCGAACUGCUGGUCUGACUGUCCGUACUCCUCAAGGGCUGGAGCUGAAGUGCACCUAUGUCCCGGAGCGUGUAAUUCCUCACCCAAUUCUAUGGCCUUUGGAUUCAUGUGGGGAGAUGGUGGUUGAGAACCAGAGUACUGAGCAGUAAUGAAAGACACAGAGACGGCAUGUGAGCUGUGCAGGGUCUGAACAGUUCAGGGCUUUGCAGGAAGUGAAAACCGUGGGGAGUUAUCCACAGAGUCACCAGUAGCGAGGAAACGAGUGGAACUCAGAGGACAAGCAUGGAGUCACGAGAGAGAAGGCCUAGAUAGGCUGAAGGAAUUACAGAGCGCCACGGGAGUGGGGCCGCAGAGUUCAAACUGAUCACGAACAUUUAUUUAGAACUUAAAAUCUGCCAGGCAAUGUUAUCAACACUUAAAAAAAAUGUGCAAUAGGGACUGGAGAGAUGGCUCAGUGAUUAAGAGCACUAACUGCUCUUCCAAAGGUCCUGAGUUCUGUUCCUAGCAACCACAUGGUGGCUCACAACCACCCAUAAUGAGAUCUGGUGCCCUCUUCUGGCCUGCAGGGAUACAUGCAGGCAGAAUACUGUAUACAUAAUAAUAAAAAUAAAUAAAUCUUAAAAAGAAAAAAGAAAAAAUGUGCAAUAAAGUUAUAAACACAUCAAAGAUGUAUGGAGCUGGAGAGAUGGCUCAGCAGUUGAGAGAACUUUCUGUUCUUACAGAGAGCUCAGAUUCUGUUCCCACCCACAGUGCUAACAAUGGCCUACGACUCCAGCUCCAGGGCAUCUGACAUAUGUUCAGGCCUCCUUAGCACAUGGUGCACACAAAUUCAUGCAGGCACACACAUACACAUACAUUUUUUAAGAUCUUAAAUAUGUAUUUAUGCAUUAAGGACUAGGCAGUAGCUCAGUAAUAGAGCACUGGAGGAGCAGGCACAAGGGCCUGGGUUUGAUCGCUAGUACUGCAAAAUAAUAAUAACAAUAAUAACAAUUCUUUUAGCUUUCUGUGGUGGCACAUUCCAGUAAUCUCAGCACUCAGAAAGUGGAAGCAGAAGGAUCGGGAGUUCAAGGUCAUCCUUAGCUAUAUAGGAAGUUCAAAGCCAGCCUGGGCUAUGUGAAAUCCUGUUUCAACCUUCCUUCUCAAAACUAAACUAAGUAAUGGUGCUUAUUAUUCAUAACUCUCUAAGAAAGACAGUAUUCUUCUAUCUGUAUUUAUCACUCCAUACACAGACAGAAAUGGAGCGAUCAAAGGCAUGCACCAUCACACCCAGCUCAGAAACCUAACUCUUAACCACUCCAGCAUAUUGCUGAGGAGACAGAGUAAUGAAGGAUUGUGAUUGUGGACCCAGGUCGGCAGACCCCAAAGGUUUGGGGUCUCAAGUGGGCACCCCAAGAACCCAAACUCCAGUCCAAUUGGUGCAACAGCACAAGGUUUUUAUUGAAGCGACUGUACAGACGGGCAAACUCUGCUCCUAAGACCAUGAGCCGCAUCUUACUGCAGCCACAUGGGGGUUUUUAAAGGAAAAACCCACAAAAACCACAAGAUUACAAUUCCCAUACAAUUUCGUUUCACAAGAUCAUGGUCUGAUCACAGAGUGGGUACAGUCACGUCCACAUGCACAUUCUUCCUGAAACCUCAAGGAGGGUACCAGGGCGGGAGUGGAGUUUACACAAAGGUCACAGUGGUCCUUCCUGGAACACUUGCAACUAUCCCAGUCACAGUUGAGCACAUCUCUUAACAGAAAUCUUUUUACAUUGUUACAUUGUUACAGGGGUGAUUGAGUGAUGGCUGAGUCAGCUUGCCCUUGGAACUAGAUUUUUAGUUUCUCAUUUCCUGGGGCUUUGGGGGUGUAAGCCUGAAGGGUUAGGGUCUUUUAGGCAGAGCAGGACUGAGGCUGUGGAUGCCACUAUAAAAGCUCCCUUCUGGCCAGGCAGUGGUGCUGCGCGCCUUUAAUCCCAGCCCUUGGAAGGCAGAGGCAGGCAGAUCUCUGCGAGUUUGAGGCCAGCCUGGUCUACAAAGAGUUCUAGGACAGCCACAGUUACACAGAGAAACCCUGUCUCGAAAAAACAAAACAAAACAAAAUGUGCCCUCCUUUUCUCAAGUGUUGGGAAAGGUAAACAAGCCCAAAGUAAUCCAGUUUGUAGAGGAGAGACUAAGGAGAGAGGGUACGCUCUUUGGGGUACUAACCAAAUAGGAAGGUGAUGAUUCCACACUUAGUGUCUCAGCCCUCCCCUUCAGGUACCCCACGGUCUGGGGUCUCCUCUCUCUGACCUGCUCACACAUUUGCUGUCAUCCUCUGUAGCUCUGGGUCCCACUCUCCUGGCAACACACCCCUGUGUGCCCGCAUACGGCCUGCACACCCCUGUGUACCCGCAUAAGAUCUGGCCAGUGCUUACCCUGUCAGCCCUGGCCUCACAAACGUCUUCUGCAUUUUAAAUCUCUUUUGGAACAGGGUCUCCUGGCCCAGACUGGCCUGGAACUCUGUGUAGCCCAGGAUAGCUUUGUCCUCCUGAUCCUCCUGUCUCUGACUCCGGAGUGAUGGUGUGAACACCAUGCCUGGAUCUUCUGCAGAGUUCAUCCAGUCUUCGACUCCUCCCUAGAAACUCUGCCCAUUCCCUCAAGUCAUGUGGGUUCUGGGGAUUAACCCGAGGUCGUCGGGCUUGGCAUCACGUGCCUUUAUUGAGCCGUCUCAAAGGCCCCCACAUACUCUUUUAAAUUUAAAUUUUUAUAUCCAGCUUUUUUGUUUUGAUUUGCCUUGAGACAGGGUCUCACAAUAUUGACUAGGCUGGCCUCACACUCACAGAGAUCCACUUAUCUCUGUUGCCCAAGCACUGGGAUUGAAUGUGUGUGACACCUAGUGUCCUGUUUUGUUUUGGUUUUUUUUUAUUGUUGUUGUUGUUUGUUUAUUUUUUGUUUUUGUUUUGUCUUGUCAACUUGACACAAUCUGGAGUUAUCUGGGAAAAGGAACUUCAAUUGAGAAAAUGCCUCCACCAGCUAUCCUGUAUACAAGCCUGUAAGGCAUUUUCUUGAUUAAUGAUCAAUGUGGGGGUGCCACCCCUGGGCUGUGGUCCUGAGGUGGAGAAGAAAUCGGGCUGAGCAAACCAUGCAGGGCACCAACUGCAGCCCCCAGGUCCCUUCCUGAUUCUGCUCUGACUUCCCUUGGUGACAGAGUGUGUCCUGGAAACUGGAAACUGCAACAAAGCCUUCCCUUCCUAAGUUGUUCUUGAUCAUGGUGUCUAUCACAGCAACAGAAACCUUACUGAGCCUACCCAGCCUUUUCAAAGAUUCAUUUCUAUUAUUUCUAACUAUGUGCAUGUGUGUCUCUGUGCAGGUAUGUGCAUGUGAAUGCAGGGUUAGUUAGAUCUCCCUGGACUGGAGUUACAGGCAAUAAAUAAUGAGUCUCCUGACAUGGGUGCUAGGGAUCGAACUGUCCUCUGGGAGAUCUGAAUGUGCUCCCUCCCCAGCCUUUUUGUUUUUAGAUUUAUUUAUUUUUAUUUUUAUGUGGGUGGGUGUGUUGCCUGCACGUUUGUCUGUGCACUGUGUGCAUGCCUGGAGUCCUCGGAGGCCAAAAGAGGACAUCGGAUCUCCUGGAGCUUAAGUUACGGAUGUUUGUGAGCUGCCUUGUGGGUGCCGGAAAUCAAACAUGGCUCAUAUGUAAGAACGGCAUGUGCUCCUAACUGCUGAUCCAUCACUAUUGGGAUUAUAUCGUUAGCAAUCCAUGGAGUCUAUUUAAUGAGCAAAGGAAUUCAUUUGGGGGUUAACUCACAAGACAGAUUAUAAAGGAAUUUGUUGCAGGAUCUUGGCACGGUCCAGUGCUGUUCUCAGGUGAGCUCUGCCCUGGUCCGUUCCAGCCUCCAAAACCACGAGGUAGUGAAGAGAAGAGUGUUUUUGUGCAUCCCAGGUCUUAAGGAUCCCCCAGUGGCCACGCCCCAGGGGCAUGUACCUCAAGGUCAUAGGCAGGUGUAACAGUCACCUGCUACCUCACGGUGCUUCUGGGCAUGGCUCAAACAGUCACCCACUACACAUCUCUCCAACUCCAUGCCCAGCUUGUUAAAUGAGGAUUUUUGGGAAUCAAAAUUCAGGAGCUCAUGCUUGCAUAGCAAACUAACAUUUUAUCAUCCGGGCUCUCUCCAGCCCUUGGCAGGCAUCCUUUAAAGUAAGCGUACACUCCAGGCAUCAUGGAAUCUGACUACAAUUCUAACAUGUAGAGAGCAGAGGUGGGAGACUCACUACAAGCUCCAGGACAGACUAGUCUAUGCACACAGGUAAACACGGAGUCCAGAUCAGCCAGGGCUGUAUAGUAUGACCCUGAGGAGAGAGGGGA
Peromyscus californicus insignis is the source of this 6400-nucleotide messenger RNA. RefSeq names its product hemojuvelin BMP co-receptor (gene Hjv). Gene Ontology annotation, biological process: BMP signaling pathway. Bases 1 to 1269 code for a protein of 422 amino acids. The transcript is spliced from 3 exons. NCBI's taxonomy places the organism in Eukaryota, Metazoa, Chordata, Mammalia, Rodentia, Cricetidae. Gene Ontology annotation, cellular component: plasma membrane. The record is from RefSeq and is a predicted model, not a curated record. Gene Ontology annotation, molecular function: coreceptor activity.